Messenger RNA from Rhododendron vialii, 4555 nucleotides. Its product is annotated as CHD3-type chromatin-remodeling factor PICKLE-like. Gene Ontology annotation, cellular component: nucleus; chromatin. Bases 301 to 4368 code for a protein of 1355 amino acids. The transcript is spliced from 29 exons. Gene Ontology annotation, molecular function: ATP-dependent chromatin remodeler activity; histone binding; DNA binding. The record is from RefSeq and is a predicted model, not a curated record. Gene Ontology annotation, biological process: negative regulation of transcription by RNA polymerase II; chromatin remodeling. NCBI's taxonomy places the organism in Eukaryota, Viridiplantae, Streptophyta, Magnoliopsida, Ericales, Ericaceae.
UUUUUUUUGGAAGUAAAUGCUUCAGUUUCAUGUCAUGGUUGUCUCUUUUAUAUGUUCUAGUGGACACACAGUCUUAUGUGACUUAAUAUGACUUGUUUUCCUACGCGUCGUCUUCUUUCUAAAGAAGAUUCAUGUCGAUCAUGUGGUGAAAGGGGAAAUCUUUUGUGAUGUGAGACAUGUACUUAUGCGUAUCAUCCCAAGUGUUUGAUUCCACCACCGAGAGCUCGUCUUCCUAGCAAGUGGUGGUGCCCAGAAUGUGUUAGCCCUCUAAAUGAUAUCGACAAGAUCUUAGACUGUGAAAUGCGCCCUACUGUUGCCGAUGAUAGUGAUGCCUUUAAGCUGGGCUCGAAGCAAAUAUUUGUGAAGCAAUACCUUGUCAAGUGGAAAGGAUUAUCCUAUCUUCACUGCACUUGGGUGCCGGAGAAAGAGUUUUUAAAAGCUUACAAGGCACACCCUCGCUUGAGGACUAAAAUCAACAAUUUUCAGCGCCAAACAUCAUCAACCAAUAUUUCUGAAGAUGAGUUUGUAGCCAUUCGACCUGAAUGGACUACUGUUGAUCGGAUUCUUGCUUGCAGGGAAGAUGAGGAUGAGAAGAAGUAUUUUGUUAAAUGGAAGGAGCUUCCCUACGAUGAAUGUUAUUGGGAAUCUGAGUCAGACAUUUCUUCGUUUCAGCAAGAAAUUGAAAGAUUUAAUAGAAUUCAGUCUAGGCGUCAUAAACUCUCUUCAAGCAAGCAGAAGAGCAACAAUCGUGAUGUUUUCACAGAAUCCAAACUGAAACAUAAAGAAUUUCAACAUUAUGAUCGCAGUCCCGAGUUUCUUUCUGGAGGCUCCCUCCAUCCUUAUCAGCUGGAAGGGUUGAACUUCUUACGCUUCUCUUGGUCUAAACAAACGCACGUGAUACUUGCAGAUGAAAUGGGUCUUGGGAAAACAAUACAGAGCAUUGCUUUUCUAGCAUCGCUGUUUGAAGAUAAUCUUUCUCCACAUUUGGUCGUAGCACCACUCUCAACAUUGCGUAAUUGGGAACGUGAAUUUGCAACAUGGGCACCGCAAAUGAAUGUUGUCAUGUACGUCGGCUCUGCUCAAGCUCGUGCGGUUAUUAGGGAGUAUGAAUUUUAUUUUCCCAAAAACCAUAAGAAGAUCAAAAAGAAGAAAUCUGGUCAAAUUUUUGGUGAAAGCAAGCAAGAUAGGAUCAAAUUUGAUGUCCUUCUUACAUCAUAUGAAAUGAUUAACUUAGAUACGACAUCAUUGAAACCGAUACAAUGGGAAUGCUUGAUCGUUGAUGAAGGUCAUCGUCUCAAGAAUAAAGACUCAAAGUUGUUCUCUUCCUUCAAGCAAUAUUCUAGUAAACAUCGUGUUCUUUUGACUGGAACUCCUCUUCAGAACAACCUGGAUGAACUUUUCAUGCUCAUGCACUUUCUUGAUGCUGGCAAGUUUGGAAGUUUAGAGGAAUUCCAGGAGGAGUUUAAGGAUAUUAAUCAGGAGGAGCAGAUCUCAAGGCUUCAUAAGAUUUUGGCACCUCAUCUGCUUAGAAGAGUAAAGAAAGACGUCAUGAAGGAAAUGCCACCAAAAAAGGAGCUCAUUUUACGUGUGGAAUUGAGUAGCAAACAGAAAGAAUACUACAAGGCUAUUCUCACUCGCAACUACGAGUUACUAACUCGAAGGGGUGGUGCACAGAUUUCUCUUGCCAAUGUGGUUAUGGAAUUGCGGAAACUCUGUUGUCAUCUGUAUAUGCUAGAAGGAGUUGAACCAUAUGUAGAGGAUGCUAAUGAGUCUUUCAGAGAACUUGUGGAAUCUUCUGGGAAGUUGCAACUUUUGGACAAAAUGAUGGUGAAGCUAAGAGAGCAGGGGCAUAGAGUUCUGAUAUAUUCUCAAUUUCAGCAUAUGCUGGACUUGCUGGAAGAUUACUGCGGCUACAAGAAAUGGCAAUAUGAAAGGAUUGAUGGAAAAGUUGGUGGGGCUGAAAGACAAAUUCGCAUAGAUCGGUUUAAUGCAAAGAAUUCUUCCAGAUUUUGUUUUCUGCUAUCUACUAGAGCUGGGGGUCUGGGAAUAAACCUAGCAACUGCUGACACAGUUAUUAUAUAUGACAGCGAUUGGAAUCCCCAUGCUGAUUUGCAAGCAAUGGCUAGAGCUCAUCGACUUGGGCAGACAAAUAAGGUAAUGAUUUACAGACUCAUAACGAGAGGAACCAUUGAAGAAAGGAUGAUGGAACUGACAAAGAAGAAAAUGGUUUUAGAGCAUCUAGUUGUUGGAAGGCUCAAAGCACAAAACAUUAACCAGGAAGAGUUAGAUGGCAUCAUAAGGUAUGGCUCAAAGGAGCUAUUUGCCGACGAGAAUGACGAAGCGGGGAAAUCCCGGCAAAUUCACUAUGAUGACACUGCAAUUGACAGGUUACUAAACCGUGAACAGGUUGGAGAUGAAGAGGCUACCAUAGAUGAUGAAGAAGAAGAUGGUUUUUUGAAGGCUUUCAAGGUAGCAAAUUUCGAGUACAUUGAUGAAGUGCAAGCAGCAGCGGAGGAGGAGGAAGCACAAAAAGCCUCAACUGAAAAUAAAACUGCUGUCAACAACUCAGAAAGGGCUUCUUACUGGGAAGAGUUGUUAAGAAAUAGAUACGAAGUCCACAAGACUGAAGAGUUCAAUGCUAUGGGCAAGGGGAAGAGAAGCCGUAAGCAGAUGGUGUCUGUUGAAGAGGAGGACCUUGCUGGGAUGGAAGAUUUAUCUUCAGAUGACGAAGAUGAAAACUAUGAUGCUGAACUUAGAGACGAUGAAACAGCUCAAACUGGAGCUCCAGCUGGGAGGAAGCCUUUGAAAAAGAAAUCUUGUGUGGAUAUCAGUGAACCACUUCCCUUGAUGGAAGGUGAAGGGAGAUCGUUAAGAGUACUGGGAUUUAAUCAAAAUCAAAGGGCUGCAUUUGUUCAGAUUUUGAUGAGAUUUGGGGUUGGAGAGUGGGAUUGGGCAGAGUUCACACAGCGCAUGAAGCAAAAGACUUAUGAAGAAAUUAAGAAUUAUGGGAGACUUUUUGUAGCUCACAUCGCGGAAGAUGUUAAUGACUCACCAACCUUUUCAGAUGGCGUACCUAAAGAAGGAUUAAGAAUAGAAGAUGUGCUUGUUAGGAUUGCAGUUUUAAAUCUGAUACAGGACAAGGUGAAGAUAUCGUCAGAAAAUCCAGGUACUCCUCUUUUUGCAGAUGAAAUUGUAUCUCGCUUCCCAGGAUUGAAGAGUGGAAGGGUUUGGAAAGAGCAGCAUGAUCUCGUACUGCUACGAGCGGUAUUGAGGCAUGGCUAUGGAAGAUGGCAAGCUAUGCUUGACGACAAGGAACUGAGGGUUCCGGAAAUCAUUUGUCAGGAGCUGAAUCUUCCCAUUAUAACCCUCCCUGUCCCAGGAGCAUCUCAAGUACAAGAUGGUGCAUAUACAGCUAUUAGUGGAACACCUGUGAAUCAGACUAAUGGAACUGCUAAUGGGAAUGGUUUAGCAGCUGAUGCUGCACAAGGACCACUUGAUACAAAUCGGGCCAUAACAUCUCAAGGUUCGUCCAUGAUGUAUAAUUUCAGAGACAUACAGAGAAGACAGGUUGAGUUUAUAAAGAAAAGGGUUCUUCUGUUAGAGAAAUCAAUAAAUACAGAGUACGGAAACGAAGUAUUGGGCGAGCAGCAAACAAAUGAGACUCCUAGUUAUGAGCCGGAGACUGAAGCCAAGGUCAUAGAUAUUUCAAGUCCAUGCUCCAUGGAAGUUGAUGCCCAAACCAUGAGUACUUUACCGCAAAUAGAAGUGAUCACUGCAGAAGAAGUUUCAGCUUCUGCCUGUGAUGAUAAUCCAGAUCGUUUGAAAAUGGCUCAGCUGUAUAAUGAGAUUUGCAAGGUACUCAAAGAAAAUGCUGACGAAUCAGUGGAGGUAUAUUUGGCAAAAAAACCAGCAGGUUUCCAGUUGAGGAAGAACCUCCUUCCGCUAGAAACCAUUUACGAAGACAUAAACAGGAUUCUUUCUCCAGUUCAGCAGCAUUCUUCUAGUGCAGAACAUAACACACUGAAUGCAGAUAUACAGACGGCAAUACCAGCCAAAUUGGUGGGACCUGGUGCUCCAUCAACAGUGCAGUUAGUAGAUGACUGCAAAUCUGGUCCUGAGGCAACGACUGAGGGAAAGGUGCCAAUAUUGGAGCCAAGCUCGAAAAAAGAAUCUAAUAGAGCGGAACAAGAUCUAAAAAAAGACAGGAGCAGUUCUCGUGAUGUUCCUGCUGCGGAUUCGUCCACUAGAACUGGUGGUGAUGUGCGAAUGGAAGAGAAGCAGCAUUGUGAGGCUGAUUGUAGUCGUAACGCCCCAGCUGAAGAAAACACCGAGAAAUCGGAUCCUGGAGUAGUUAUUUUGGAGGAUUAAAAUCAACACAAAUUGUUAUUAGCCGAACUGCCUGAAGUUAUUUUCUUACUCUUUUUUUUUUUUUUUUUUUAAGGACCACAGAGGAAUAACAUGUUUCAAGAUAAUUACAUUCAGAGUUUGACAAUCAAAGAAAACCUAAAUGGGGUAUUGUUUCAUCAUUGUUUUCUGAAUCCUUUUAGAAAGUACA